CCGCGGCCCGCUGACGGGAGCCCUGGACGGAGCGCAGGCGCAGGGGGCGCCGGGCACCGCAGGGUGCGCCGCAGCCCCCGGGGCCUCCGGGGCACCCGGGGCACUGCGUGCGUGCCUGCUCCUCAUGCUCAACGCCUGGCGGGUGCGGCGCGAGGAGGCGCGCGCGCUGCACGGCCGCGUGGACCAGAUGAGGCUUCAGGUGACCACCCUGCGGGCGCUGAACAAGCAGGAGGCGGAGCGGUCAUGCCGGGCUCACCAGGACGCCGGCAGGGCGCGGGCGUAUGGCGAGGCGCUGAGGCAGCAGCUUGACGCGCUCAGGACUGAACACGAGCUCGUGGGCGCGGCCAGCGCGGCCCUGGAGGCGCGGGUGUCCGAGGCGCUGACCACCGUGGAGAACCUGCGCAACGAGCUGCGAGCGGCGCGAGAGGAGGCAGCCGCCUUAGACGGCCAGCUCUCCAAGGAGCGCGCCAAGCUGGCGGCCGCCCGCGAGGAGCGGACGCAGCUGCGAGAGCAGGUGGAAGAGGGGGCGAGGCAGCUUAAGGACGUCGAGACCCUACUAGAGGCCGCCCGCCUCGACUGUGAGCGGGCGAGCCGCUCCGCAGAGGCCAACGGCGAGGAGCUGACGAGGAUGUCGGCGCGCUGCCGAGCCCUGGAGGAGGCCCUGGAGGACGAGCAGCGGGCCGCCCAGCAGGCCCAGCAGGUCCUGGCCGACCACUCCUUGGAGCUGGAGCGCACUCGCGCUCUGCUGGCGCUCGAGAGGACUCCCCGCCGCUCCGUGUGCCGACUCCUGGAGGUGCUCAGGGUACCCCUGGGCUUGCUGCAGGCCUUCUACCUUGCAGUGUGCCCCUACUCCACGUCUACUGCCACGAGGAGCCUGUGAUACCGAUUAUUUUUCAAAUUUCUCGAACCAUUUAUUGGAUAUACGCUGCUUCUAUCCGGCCAUAUUGAACAGUGAUUGUUGGACUUUAGCCGGUUUUAAUAAGGGUAAUGAUGGGAUGAUUCACACAAACACACAAAAGAAAAAUAUUUUUGUUAAAUUAUAUCACUUUAAUAUUUUUAUGCAUCUCCUGCACAGUGGAAUUCUGAGAUCAUGUACAUCUGUAAUAGAAAGAAACGUCAUUCUUCUACUUCCGUCUGUUGUGCAGAAAGGCAGAUAAGACUACAAUACAAGCCCUAUUUAUUUAUAAGCCCCUGUUGAUGGAUUAAUUGUUUUACUUUGUAUUUUUAUAAUUUUCAAUUUAGAGCACUGAAUAAUUGGUUAUGAAAGGAAUGGUUAUAGUGCUUCAGUAAUAGAAAAUGGCUUUCUAAUGACAAAGACAGUAUUGCUAUAUUCAGAAACUUACAAUUAUUAUGAAAAGAUGCAUAAUAUAUGCAAGCACUUGUACUUUCCAUUGUUGUUUUCAAAACACCAGGAAAUAAAACUUAGUAGCUUUC
Molecule: messenger RNA, 1434 nt
Organism: Frankliniella occidentalis (western flower thrips)
Lineage: Eukaryota; Metazoa; Arthropoda; Insecta; Thysanoptera; Thripidae
Product: plectin-like
Exons: 6
Coding region: 125-880 (251 amino acids)
Source: RefSeq, a predicted model, not a curated record